This is a messenger RNA of Octodon degus (degu), 4688 nucleotides long. RefSeq names its product ankyrin repeat domain 27 (gene Ankrd27). The record is from RefSeq and is a predicted model, not a curated record. Gene Ontology annotation, cellular component: transport vesicle; tubular endosome; late endosome. Gene Ontology annotation, biological process: neuron projection morphogenesis; early endosome to late endosome transport. Gene Ontology annotation, molecular function: guanyl-nucleotide exchange factor activity; SNARE binding. The transcript is spliced from 31 exons. The coding region runs from base 375 to 3557 and encodes 1060 amino acids. Lineage: Eukaryota; Metazoa; Chordata; Mammalia; Rodentia; Octodontidae.
AAUGCUGAGCGGCCGAGAGGGAGCGGUGGGCGCCAAGGUCUCCGCUGAGGCCCCGCGCGGUGCCGCCGCACCCUAGAGAUGGGUAGUGGAAGUAUGUAGCUCUUAAGUUCUUCGUUGCUCGGGGGCAGAUGCGGGGCCUCAGAGCUCCUUUCCACACCAUGUGCCCAGGUGCAGGACUGCACGCUUGGGGAAGAUGAGGUGCCUUUUCCUAAUUCUCACAAGGACAUCAGUUCCAUGGCUGCAGUCACAGACGAAUCCCCCCUUGGUGCCUGUCCUGUGUGUUCAGGGGACACAUAGAAGGCCACGAGGAUGUUCAUUGCGCCAUUGUGUGUAAUACAGAAAAGGAAACUCCUUUUGAUCUCGCUGAAGUCCAUAUGGCUCUGUAUGAUGAAGAUCUCCUGAACAAUCCUUUCUAUCUGGCCCUGCAGAAGUGGCGUCCUGACUUGUGUAGCAAGGUGGCCGAAAUCCACGGCAUUGUCUUAGUGCCCUGCAAAGGAAGCCUGUCCAGCAGUGUUCAGUCUACGUGUCAGUUCGAGUCCUACAUUUUGAUACCUGUGGAAGGACAUUUUCAGACCUUAAAUGGAAAGGAUGUGUCUAUACAAGGAAACAGGAUUAAAUUAGGAGCUGGUUUUUCCUGUCUUCUCUCAGUGCCCAUCCUCUUUGAAGAAACAUUCUACAAUGAGAAAGAAGAAAGUUUCAGCAUCCUGUGUAUAGCCCAUCCCUUGGAAAAGAGAGAGAGUUCAGAAGAGCCUUCAGCUCCCUCAGAUCCCUUUUCCCUGAAAACCAUCGAAGAUGUAAGAGAAUUUUUGGGACGACACUCUGAGAAAUUUGACAGGAGCAUCGCCUCUUUCCACCGAACCUUCCGAGAGUGUGAAAGAAAGAGCUUCCGUCACCACAUAGACUCGGUGAAUGCCCUCUACACCAAAUGCCUCCAGCAGCUUCUGAGGGACUCUCACCUGAAAGUGCUUGCGAAGCAGGAGGCCCAGAUGACCCAGAUGAAGCAGGCAGUAGAGAUGUAUGUCCACCACCAUAUUUAUGAUCUCAUCUUUAAAUAUGUGGGGACCAUGGAGGCAGGCGAGGAUGCCGCCUUUAACAAAAUCACAAGAAGCCUUCAAGAUCUCCAGCAGAAAGACAUUGGCGUGAAACCUGAGUUCAGCUUCAACAUCCCUCGUGCAAAGAGAGAGCUGGCUCAGCUGAACAAGUGCACCUCACCCCAGCAGAAGCUGCUCUGCCUGCGGAAGGUGGUGCAGCUCAUUACGCAGUCCCCCAGCCAGAGAGUGAACUUGGAGACCAUGUGUACUGAUGAUCUUCUCUCAGUCCUGUUAUAUUUGCUGGUGAAAACGGAGAUCCCUAACUGGAUGGCGAAUUUGAGUUACAUCAAAAACUUCAGAUUUAGCAGCUCAGCGAAGGAUGAACUGGGGUUCUGCCUGACUUCAAUUGAGGCUGCGAUUGAAUAUAUUCGGCAGGGAAGCCUUUCCAUUAAGCCACCUCAGGAGUCAGAGGGCUUUGGCGACAGACUGUUCCUUAAACAGAGGAUGAGCUUACUGUCUCAGAUGACCUCAACUCCCAUCGACUGCCUGUUUAAGCACAUUGCAUCCGGUAACCAGAAGGAAGUAGAAAGACUUCUGAGUCAAGACUGUGACAAAGACGCCGUCCAAAAGAUGUGCCACCCACUGUGCUUCUGUGAUGACUGCGAGAAGCUGGUCUCUGGGAGGUUGAAUGAUCCGUCCAUUGUCACUCCAUUCUCUAGAGAUGACAGGGGGCACACGCCUCUGCAUGUGGCUGCUCUCUGUGGACAGGCUUCCCUCAUCGACCUCCUGGUUUCCAAGGGUGCUGUGGUGAAUGCUACCGACUAUCACGGCUCCACUCCGCUCCACCUGGCGUGUCAGAGGGGCUACCAGAGCGUCACGCUGCUGCUGCUGCACUACAAGGCCAGCGCCGAGGUGCAGGACAACAACGGCAACACCCCGCUGCACCUGGCCUGCACCUACGGGCACGAGGACUGCGUGAAGGCUUUGGUCUACUACGACGUGCAGUCCUGCAGGCUAGAUAUUGGCAAUGAGAAAGGAGACACGCCUCUUCACAUCGCUGCGCGCUGGGGUUACCAAGGCAUCAUCGAGACACUGCUACAGAAUGGGGCUCCCACGGAGAUCCAGAACAGGCUGAAGGAGACGGCUCUCAAGUGUGCGUUAAACCCAAAGAUCCUGUCUAUAAUUGAAGCCCAUCAUCUGUCCUUUGAAAAGAGGCUGAAACCUUCUGAGGCCCCUGCACUGUCCCCGCAACACUCUGUGGAUUCCAUCAGCCAGGGCUCCUCCACCUCCAGCUUCUCCUCCAUGUCGGCGAGCUCCAGACAAGAAGAGUCCAAGAAGGACUACAGAGAGGUAGAAAAAUUGUUAAGAGCAGUUGCUGAUGGAGACCUGGAGAUGGUGCGGUACCUGUUGGAGUGGACAGAGGAGGACCUGGACGAAGUGGAGGAUACUGUCAGUGCGGUGGAUCUUGAAUUCUGUCACCCCCUGUGCCAGUGUCCCAAAUGUGCUCCAGCUCAGAAGAAGCUGGCAAAGAUUCCCGCCAGUGGGCUCGGGGUGAAUGUGACCAACCAGGAUGGCUCUUCCCCACUGCAUGUCGCUGCCCUGCAUGGUCGGGCAGACCUCGUUUCCCUCCUGUUGAAGCAUGGUGCCAACCCGAGUGCCAGGAACACAAACCAAGCUGUGCCCCUCCACCUGGCCUGCCAGAAGGGCCACUUUCAGGUGGUGAGAUGUCUACUGGACUCUAAAACGAAGCCCAAUAAGAAGGACCUAAGUGGAAACACACCCCUCAUAUAUGCCUGCUCCGGGGGCCAUCACGAAAUCGCAGCCCUGCUCUUACAGCAUGGGGCCUCCAUCAAUGCUGCUAACAAUAAGGGCAACACGGCCCUGCAUGAGGCUGUGAUUGAAAAGCACGUGUUCGUGGUAGAGCUGCUGCUGCUUCAUGGAGCGUCCGUGCAUGUUCUCAACAAGCGGCAGCGCACAGCUGUGGACUGUGCAGAACAGAAUUCAAAAAUAAUGGAGUUACUUGAAGUAGUACCAAGUUGCGUUGCCUCACUGGAUGGUGACGUUGAAACAGACCACAAGGAGUGUGUGACUGUCCAGAUCAGGAAGAAAUGGAACUCAAAAAUACAUGAUCUGCCAGAUGAGCCUUUUACAAGACAGUUUUACUUUGUUCACUCAGUUGGCCAGCUUAAGGGAAGGACUUCAAGUGAGAUUAUAGCAAGAGAUAGAAGUGUCCCUAAUUUUACAGAAGGUUCUUUGCAUGAGCCAGAGAGGCGAAGAAUCACACAGAAGCAGUCACCUGCCAGAGCAGAGCAGAGCGGACUGCAGACGGCUGAUGAAGGAAGCGAUGACCUGCCCAAGGAGGGGCCCAGACUGACACGGUCGGCUCCAGCCAACCGGCGAAUGGUCCGCAGGCACACAGUUGAUGUUGCAGUUGUGCCCAAGGACCCAGAGUCUGUCCUGGAGGCUGGCAUCGCUCAGCCUCAACAGUUUGCUAAAUUUUCCACAAGUGAACACGCAACAAGAUGACACUCAGCACAAAUACAGCUUACACCUAAGUAUACUUUUACAUAACUGGCUUGAGACUUUGUCUUCAGAAGGUUCCUGAAAGCUUUUCUGUGGCUAAACUAAUAAAUGCAACAAAAACUUCUCUCUCCUCAAAGCUGAUGAAUACACUUGACAAGGAAGGGACCGAAAUUCUGCCAGGUGUCCGGCUCCUUCCUCUGAAGUGUUUCUAAGUAUUGGGAUUUCCAGGCUACAGGGGAAGGCUGCAUCAUCAGAUUACGACCACCUUCUACUGCAAGGUGCUAAACCUUGAUAAAUUAGCAAACCAAGGGCCCAGAGGAUCCCCUCGGCUGGGUAAGUAAGGAGAAGCAACUGAUGUUUCAGUGUACUGUGCAGGCCAGCCAAAGUGUCACAGUAAAAUGAAGAAAGGGAACCUGGAAAAUGUUCCUUUGCAAAGCAACACUUGAACAGAGAUGCCUAAAUGCCAUCCUGACAUUCAUCUUUGUGAACACGUCCGAGCCAUCUACACCACGCAUAUGGAGAAUGCUGGGUGGUUUUCUUCCAACAGACGUUUGGCCACUGCAUGUAUGUGUACCUGUAGCAGUGCUCCCAGGACAUGCCUUUCUGUUAGGAACCACCUCCCUUACAAGCAGGGGGUGGGGCUCAGCGACAGCACUUACCUGGUAUGGGUGAGGCCCUGGGUUCAAUCCCCUCCACCACCAACAAAAAUGAAAUAAAAUUUAAGAACACCUCUUAAAAGGUCACACACCUCAUGGAUGGUUACUAGAGAGUAGAUUUGGCACAUCUUAAGUUUUUUGAUUCAGAUUCAAAAUUUACAGCACAAACCAGGUCAAUGUUACUUUAAGUUAGAAUUUAUUGCCGUGUAUUACUUUUUAUAAAUUUCUAUAGAUUAUACUGUUAUUUUUUUAUGCUAUUGGCCUAAAGCUACAAACAUGGUUGUCCUCAGUACAUUUUCAAGUAACUUUGUAAUAAGGAAAUGGUUUUGUGCACGUUUUUGGAAAUACUUAUGUAUGUAUAGAAGGGAGGGAUUGGUUAUUUUUCUACAAAGUAACUUAUGAUUUCUAAUUUUCUAAUGUGCCUUGGAUAUGUGCCAAACGAUGGAAAAGAAAUAGUAAACUAUGAUUCUUCAGUGUG